AGAUUUUUUCAAAGGUUAAGCAAUGAAUGGAACUCAAAGGGAUAUUUUUUAUUUUCUCUACUUUGUUCUUCUUGGAAACCAAGAGUCAUCUAUGAAGGAUUUUGAACUUUUUUCAUCAGAUAUGAUCCUUCUGUGAGCUUAUUGAGUUAAACAUUUUCAUCUUAGAAGAGUUUUGGAUCUUGAACUUGGGGUUUAAGGAACAAAAUGUCCAUUAGUUGAGUGUCUGCAUCUGUGUACUCUAGAUUCAGGUGAAUAUGAUUGCUUUUUAAAGGCUAUUCUGAUUAGUCUUGCUUUGUCCUCAAAUAUGGCAUCAAAACCAUUCAAACAAAGCCGGUCAUCUCUUUCAGCAGCUUCUGAUGCAUCUGAAGCCCAGAAGCCUCCUUUACCUCCAACUGUAACAUUUGCCCGAAGAACUUCCUCGGGGCGCUACGUCAAUUACUCCAGGGAUGAUCUUGACAGUGAGCUGGGAAGUGAGCUAGGAAGUACUGAUUUCAUGAAUUACACAGUGCAUUUACCACCAACCCCUGAUAACCAACCUAUGGAUUUAACAGUCUCACAGAAAGUUGAGGAGCAAUAUGUAUCAAACUCGCUAUUUACCGGAGGAUUCAACAGCAUGACUAGAGCCCAUCUAAUGGAUAAGGUGACAGAAUCUAAAGCAAACCAUCCACAGAUGGCUGGUGUAAAAGGGUCUUCAUGUGCAGUUCCUGGUUGUGAUUGUAAAGUGAUGAGCGAUGAACGCGGUGAGGAUAUUCUUCCUUGUGAGUGUGAUUUUAAGAUAUGUAGAGACUGCUAUAUAGAUGCAGUGAAAACAGGAGAUGGAAUGUGCCUAGGAUGCAAAGAGCCAUAUAAGAACACAGAGCUAGAUGAAGUGGCUGUGGAUAAUGGAAGGUCAUUUCCACUUCUUCCGCCAAAUGGGGGAGUGUCGAAAAUGGAGAGGAGAUUGUCCUUGAUGAAGUCAACAAAAUCAGCACUGAUGAGAAGUCAAACUGGAGAUUUUGAUCACAAUAGGUGGCUCUUUGAAACAAGGGGUACCUAUGGCUAUGGAAAUGCAAUUUGGCCAAAGGAAGGGAAUUUUGGAAAUGGAAAAGAGGAUGGUGAUGUUGUUGACCCAACUGAGUUGAUGAACAAACCCUGGAGGCCACUUACAAGGAAACUCAAGAUACCUGCUGCUAUUCUGAGUCCAUAUCGUCUCAUCAUUUUGGUUCGCUUCGUUAUCCUAGUCCUGUUCCUGGAAUGGAGGAUCAGGCACAAAAAUACUGAUGCAAUCUGGCUAUGGGGUAUGUCUGUGGUUUGUGAGUUAUGGUUUGCUUUUUCUUGGCUUCUGGAUCAACUUCCCAAGCUGUGCCCGAUAAAUCGCUCAACGGAUCUUAAUGUUCUGAAGGAAAAAUUUGAAACACCAAGUCCUACCAAUCCUACUGGAAAGUCUGAUCUGCCAGGAAUAGAUAUCUUUGUAUCUACUGCAGAUCCUGAGAAAGAACCACCUCUUGUCACUGCAAACACUAUCUUGUCUAUUUUAGCUGCUGAUUAUCCAGUUGAGAAGCUUUCUUGCUAUGUUUCUGAUGAUGGAGGUGCACUUCUAACUUUUGAGGCAAUGGCUGAAGCUGCCAGUUUUGCUAAUGUAUGGGUUCCAUUCUGUCGUAAACAUGAUAUAGAGCCUAGAAAUCCUGAAUCAUAUUUCAGCUUGAAGCGAGACCCUUACAAGAACAAAGUGAAACCAGAUUUUGUGAAGGAUCGUAGACGGGUGAAGCGCGAGUAUGAUGAGUUCAAGGUCAGAAUCAAUGGUUUGCCUGACUCUAUUCGCCGCCGGUCAGAUGCCUUUCACGCAAGAGAGGAAAUCAAGGCCAUGAAACUUCAGAGACAGAACAAGGAAGAUGAACCUAUAGAAGCUGUAAAGAUUCCAAAAGCAACAUGGAUGGCUGAUGGAACUCAUUGGCCAGGGACUUGGUUGAACUCCUCAGCUGAGCAUUCUAAGGGUGACCAUGCUGGUAUAAUUCAGGUGAUGUUGAAACCUCCUAGUGAUGAACCUCUUCUUGGAAAUGAUGAUGAUACAAAGCUCAUUGACCUGACUGAUAUUGAUAUCCGUCUUCCCCUUCUUGUCUACGUUUCUAGAGAGAAACGUCCAGGCUAUGAUCACAACAAAAAAGCAGGUGCCAUGAAUGCCUUGGUCAGAGCCUCAGCCAUCAUGUCCAAUGGUCCUUUUAUACUCAACCUUGACUGUGACCACUACAUCUACAACUCGAAGGCAAUGAGGGAAGGCAUGUGCUUUAUGAUGGACCGUGGUGGCGACCGCCUUUGCUACGUUCAGUUCCCACAGAGGUUUGAAGGGAUUGAUCCCUCUGAUAGAUAUGCUAAUCACAACACUGUCUUCUUUGAUGUAAACAUGAGAGCCCUUGAUGGUCUUCAAGGGCCAGUGUAUGUAGGAACUGGUUGUCUUUUCAGAAGGGUUGCCCUUUAUGGAUUCGAUCCUCCCCGAGCAAAAGAACACCAUCCAGGUUUCUGCAGUUGCUGUUUUGGAAGGCGCAAGAGAAUUGCUAGCCACAACACUGAAGAGAACCGAGCGCUGAGGAUGGGUGAUGAUGACUCUGAGGAUGAAGAAAUGAACCUGUCAACGUUCCCUAAGAAGUUUGGGAACUCAACUUUCCUCAUUGAAUCAAUCCCAGUGGCAGAGUUCCAAGGCAGGCCACUCGCUGAUCACCCUGCUGUGAAAAAUGGGCGCCCUCCCGGUGCUCUCACCAUACCCCGCGAGCUUCUUGAUGCAGCAACCGUGGCAGAGGCCAUCAGUGUGAUCUCAUGUUGGUAUGAGGACAAGACUGAGUGGGGGCAGCGCGUCGGAUGGAUCUACGGAUCAGUCACUGAGGAUGUUGUCACCGGUUAUAGAAUGCACAACCGAGGAUGGAAAUCAGUUUACUGUGUGACAAAGCGUGAUGCUUUUCGCGGUACUGCUCCCAUCAACCUCACUGAUAGGCUGCAUCAAGUUCUUAGGUGGGCUACAGGUUCAGUUGAGAUAUUCUUCUCCAGAAACAAUGCAUUUCUUGCAAGCCCCAGAAUGAAAAUCCUUCAAAGAAUAGCAUACCUUAAUGUUGGAAUCUAUCCAUUCACUUCUUUUUUCCUCAUUGUCUACUGCUUCCUCCCUGCACUUUCCCUCUUCUCAGGCCAGUUCAUUGUUCAAACACUCAGCGUCACUUUUCUCUCUUAUCUAUUAGGCAUCACAGUGACACUGUGCAUACUUGCUGUGCUUGAGAUUAAAUGGUCAGGGAUUCAGCUUGAAGAAUGGUGGAGGAAUGAGCAGUUUUGGUUGAUUGGAGGGACCAGUGCUCAUUUAGCUGCUGUGCUUCAAGGACUGCUCAAAGUGAUAGCAGGCAUUGAAAUCUCCUUCACCUUGACCUCAAAAUCUGGUGGUGAUGAUGUCGAUGACGAGUUUGCUGAUCUCUAUGUUUUCAAGUGGACAUCGCUCAUGAUACCACCCAUCACAAUCAUGAUGGUUAACUUGAUAGCAAUUGCAGUCGGAGUGAGCAGGACCAUAUACAGCACCAUACCUCAGUGGAGCCGUUUGCUAGGUGGUGUUUUCUUCAGCUUUUGGGUGCUGACUCAUCUCUACCCUUUUGCUAAAGGUUUGAUGGGAAGAAGAGGGAGGACACCUACCAUUGUUUAUGUGUGGUCAGGUCUCAUAGCAAUCACAAUAUCACUCCUUUGGGUUGCAAUCAAUCCCCCUCAAGGUGCCAACGAGAUAGGUGGUUCAUUCCAGUUCCCAUGAUAGCUCAUUCUUUUUGUCAUAUGACAAUUUCUUUCUUUUGUUUUUUGUGUAAAAUUCUUUUUCCCUCUUAAGUCAUCAACAUGAUGAUAAUAGUGAAUGGACCUAAAUAUUACUCUGUUUAUUGAGCUUAUGAAUUUUGUUCAGAUAGUGAAUCCCUGGAAUCAGGAACGUUUGAUGGUGAAUUGAGAUAACUUUCUUAUUCCAA
Lotus japonicus is the source of this 3959-nucleotide messenger RNA. Its product is annotated as cellulose synthase-like protein D3. Lineage: Eukaryota; Viridiplantae; Streptophyta; Magnoliopsida; Fabales; Fabaceae. Bases 305 to 3754 code for a protein of 1149 amino acids. The record is from RefSeq and is a predicted model, not a curated record. Gene Ontology annotation, molecular function: cellulose synthase (UDP-forming) activity; mannan synthase activity. Gene Ontology annotation, cellular component: plasma membrane; trans-Golgi network. The transcript is spliced from 4 exons. Gene Ontology annotation, biological process: cellulose biosynthetic process; plant-type primary cell wall biogenesis.